Messenger RNA from Hevea brasiliensis (rubber tree), 1260 nucleotides. RefSeq names its product deoxymugineic acid synthase 1-B. The transcript is spliced from 4 exons. Gene Ontology annotation, cellular component: cytosol. The coding region runs from base 98 to 1063 and encodes 321 amino acids. Gene Ontology annotation, molecular function: aldose reductase (NADPH) activity. Lineage: Eukaryota; Viridiplantae; Streptophyta; Magnoliopsida; Malpighiales; Euphorbiaceae. The record is from RefSeq and is a predicted model, not a curated record.
GCAGGCUAGAAAAACUUUAUAAAUACCGGCGGAUCUUGGCAAAGCAAUGAAAAGAUUUAUAUAAGUACGAAGAGAGAGAGAGAGAGAGAGAGAGAGAAUGGUGAGAAUUCCUGAGGCUUCACUUGGUUCAAGUGAUAAGAAAAUUCCCAGAGUAGGAUUUGGAACAGCUGAAUUCCCUUUUGGUGAAUCUGCAGAAGUGAUAACAGAAUCAAUUGUUCAUGCUAUGAAGGUGGGUUAUCGGCACUUCGAUACUGCGUCGGUUUACAAGUCCGAGAAGUUCCUUGGAGAUGGAAUAUCAGAAGCUCUUCGCCUUGGGUAUAUCAAUUCCAGGGACCAGCUCUUUAUCACCUCCAAGCUAUGGUGCAGAGAUGCCCAUCAUGAUCUUGUCGUCCCUGCACUCAAGAAAACUCUUAUGAACUUAAAAUUGGAGUAUCUUGAUCUAUAUUUGAUUCAUUUUCCCAUAAGCUUAAUACCUGGAGAGCAAGAUUUUCCUUUUGAGAAGGAUGAACUUGUUCACAUGGAUAUUAAGGCUGUAUGGGAAGCUAUGGAAGAGUGUCAAAAGCGUGGCCUCACUAAAUCAAUUGGAGUUAGCAACUUUUCAUGCGAGAAGCUGCAAACCUUGUUAAACAUGGCAAAAAUCCCACCAGCUGUGAAUCAAGUUGAGAUGAGUCCACUUUGGCAGCAAAAGAAGCUAAUACAAUUUUGCAAGGAGAAGGGUGUUCAUAUCACUGCAUACUCUCCUUUGGGAGCUAAAGGAACUUUUUGGGGAACAAACCAAGUUCUAGAGAACCAAGUGCUGAAAGAGAUUGCUGAGGCUAGGGGAAAAACUGUAGCUCAGAUUUGUUUGAGAUGGGUGUAUGAACAAGGAGGGAGUCUAAUCGUAAAGAGCUUUAAUAAGGAAAGGAUGGAACAAAAUCUUGACAUUUUUGAAUGGAAGCUCAGUCUAGAGGAAUCCUACAGGAUAAGUCAACUUCCACAGCACAAAGCAUAUCCUGGGUUGAUAUUUAUCCAUGAGAAUGGCCCUUUCAAGUCUAUUGAGGAGUUCUGGGAUGGAGAAGUUUAAACAAAAAUAUUUAGUCCUCAACUUACACAUUGGGCUUAUCUCACUCCACCACAUCUUACUACUACUACUACUAUUGUUGUUGGAAUAAUGUGUUGGAAAACUAUUAUUUUGAUAUAUCCAAAAACCAAUAUCUCAUGUAAUUUAAUGAUUUGAACAUAUUGAAAUCAAUGUGAUUUUAUAUGGCAUACAUUAUUUUA